AUAAAUGAAGUAAACGAAGAAAAGACUUCUACUAAUUGAACUCCACCGCCGACUAGGUUGCUUGGUCCUAGUACGUCACCGGAUCAGUUGGGCCUUCCGUGGGUGUUCUGUGGAAUUAAUAGAAGUGAAAAGUUUGGAUCUGGAGAGAGUGCCUUGAGGUGACGUAAAGCUAUUCUUAGAGACAUUUGGUUAUUGAGAUGUGUACCUGAAAGUUGGAGGGGGAAGGAGUGGUGCUUCAAGGAUAGGAGUCUAAUAGUUAUAGUGGAAACACAGUACUCAUGCUAACAAUGACAGCGACAAGCAAUGGGUAAAUACAGCAAUGAAUGCAUACAGACAGAGUGAAUGACAAGAUGAGUUCGGCGAAAGUAGUGCAGGCGACAUCUACAGCCAACGAGUCACACCUAGCAGAUCUGACCAAUCAAAGUCAUGUGGGCGGGUCACCCAGGGACGGUAACUCUCACCCGUCCCUCACAAGAGCGGUUACUCGUAUGAUUCUAAGGGAGAAGACGUUUGUGACGCAACUGAAGAAGGCCAAAGUAAACGAUAAUUUCAGUUCUGUGACUGUGGAAGACAAAGAUGACAGCGAUGAUGAUGACGAUCGACAUGAAGACGUUGUAGCUGUUGUUAUUGACGAACAGAAUGAUGACGAUGUAGAUUUUAAUUUUGAUGAUGACGAAGAGGAGAAACAAGACGAGAUUCGAAAGAGAGCGAGGAGAAAAGUGCUGGACACAAAGACCAUCUACAUCCGCGCCUGUGAGAAGUAUAGACUGUUUCCCAACCACAGUUUCGCCUCCCAGAUACCCAAGGCGAGCGUCUCGCUCAGAAGUCACCAGAUCGGCGCGAGACAAGUCAAACCAAUCGCAAUAUCCUUAGUGCGGGACAGAUUGAUUUAUUUCCUCGACUUAUCCUACAACAACAUCGGGCCUGUUGGUGUCAUGUACAUCGCUGAGAUGUUGCAGGAAAACAACACCAUCAUUGACCUGAAUCUGUCUGGUACGUACCCUGGAAGAGAGGGGCUGGAAGCUUUAGCUGAAAUCUUGCCACUUAACAAAACUCUUAGAGUUCUGCAUUUAUCAGAUAACCGUAUAGAGCACACAGAAGCCCACAUAAUAGCCACCAUCAUAAAGACGUCUGCGAGUCUUCGCGAGCUGUAUGUAGCUCACAACAGACUGGGUUUCCACGGCGGUCGUGCAAUAGCCCAUGCUCUCUCAACCAACACGUCUCUGCGGACCUUGGACCUCCAGUGGAACCACCUGAGACGUGACAGCGCUGUCGAGAUCGGCAGAGCUCUAGCGUCAAACAAGGGUCUGAAGUUACUAAACGUGGCUUGGAAUGGGUUUGGCAAGGAGGGGUGUAUCGCCAUGGCGCAGGCCCUCCCCAAGAAUCUCACCUUGCUCGAGUUGGACUUGACGUGCAAUAGAGUCGACUUCCUGUCUCUCGGCUUUCUGCUAAAAGGGCUGGCCAAGAACCGGGGACUGCAGGCCAUAAACUUGGGGUGUAACCCUAUGACGACGGAAGGUGCUAAGGCCCUGGUGCAGGCGCUGGGGUCAUCUAAAGUCAGUCAGAUCGUAAACAUUGACUUACAGGACGUUCCAAUAGACGGCGCUUUCGUGCAAUUGGUGAAGUCGUUCCAGAAUGGGCGGACCUUGACAGUGAAACACGGUCACGAGAUGAAACUGGGAACCACCGUGGAGUCCAACGAACACGACGCGACCAAUCUGAGCCGGUACGAUCCGGUUCUGGUGCUGUUCGAGUAUAUGCGAUUGGACAAUCUCCGUCUGAUUGACAUGUUCAAGAGUUUUGACGUCACGCACACCGACAAACUUAGAAAAAACGAUUUUAGAGAGGGUUUAAGUACGCUGAAAAUCCCAAUCACUGAGCAUGCGCUGGAAAUCAUUAUGGAAAAGUUGGAUUUAAACAAAGAUGGCGUCGUAGAUCUUGAAGAAAUGAUAAAAGGUCAUCGUGAGAUCUCGAGACAAGUCAACCAGAGACAGCUGAAGGCCAAGGCUAAGCGGCGUGAAGACGAGGGUCUGAUAUCACUGCGCAGAAUCCUCAAAGAAAUCAUUCAAAAGCGAAAGGUGGACCAAGAAAUGAACGCCGGCAAAAACAGGACUCAAAGUCAAGAUCCGCAAACAAACGCCAGACGCCAGUCACGCAUGCGCACAACUGGUGCUGGUCAAGCUGCAAAUACACGUUUGAAAAAAGCCAGCAUUGUAAAAGUAGCUCAACCGAAAUACGUUACGUCGAAGCAAAAAACUUUAGGAAUUAAAUUCGUUGAUACAGUAAAAACCAAAUGACAGAUGUCGGAAAAUAUUUCCAACUUGCAAUUUGAUUUUACUCGCCUCAAGUGCUCUUAAUGAAAUCUUCUUUAUUGUUAUCCAGCAUGCUGAAGACGAUUCAGUAAACCUACACAGGUUCAUAUUAAAACAAAUAUAUAAAUUA
Gigantopelta aegis is the source of this 2442-nucleotide messenger RNA. RefSeq names its product leucine-rich repeat-containing protein 74B-like. The transcript is spliced from 13 exons. Gene Ontology annotation, molecular function: calcium ion binding; protein binding. Bases 324 to 2297 code for a protein of 657 amino acids. The record is from RefSeq and is a predicted model, not a curated record. NCBI's taxonomy places the organism in Eukaryota, Metazoa, Mollusca, Gastropoda, Neomphalida, Peltospiridae.